Echinostoma caproni is the source of this 252-nucleotide messenger RNA. The record is from the annotation of a GenBank genome assembly. NCBI's taxonomy places the organism in Eukaryota, Metazoa, Platyhelminthes, Trematoda, Plagiorchiida, Echinostomatidae.
AUGAAAGUUCUUGCUGUGAUCGUCUGUCUCAGCCUGAUUUGUUACUAUACCGAGGCCGCAACGACAACGGACAAACCGACAGUGGAUCGGACGCGUAUCGCCCUGGCCAGCGGAACGUCCGAAUUGUUGGGGUAUCUGUUCCAUGUACUGUAUGGAAUUAUCGCGCUGCUCACAAUCAUUGCCCUGUUCUUGUUGAUUCUGGUCAUUAUGGGCCUCUUGCAAUGCCUAUGCAAAGACAAAUCAUAUUGCUAG